AUGCCUUAUGUCCAGCCAUCGUUUGGAUACUACGAUGACUGCGGCGCCCAAGAUCGUCACGAGAUCAACAUAGCUCGAGACAGUGUGCUCUUUGCCAUGUUCGCCACCGCCAUCACAUCCUCGGACCAAUUGACGUCUGUGUGUGCCCUCACGACUGGGCCAGCCAUGUUUACUUCAUGCAUGCAAUACCUUUUGCCAGCUUCAGACGUGUUUACGACUCUCCUGAAAGCCCCCCUGGAAGCGUUACGUCCCCAACUGACCCAAACAUCCCAAGCCAUUGCGGGGCUUAACGUCAGUUUUGUUCAGUGGGCCACCAUCGCUGGCGUGGAUCAAGUGCUGCAUCAGCCCAUGAUCACCUCUUCUUCUACUUCUUCUUCGUGGUCGUUCAUUGGGUGGAUGACCAUGUUUGACUGGGUCAAUGACCAAAGAGAAGUGUACUCGUUCCAAGGCGACCUCAACACCAAUGUACUCAUGUCUCGACCCCAUCCGUCCGAGGUCAUGGCUAUAAACCCCGUCGAGUUGCCUUAUAACGCGUGCCCGUACUUUUGGGUCGUGUGCAUUACAGGAACUGUAAAACAGCAUUUUAGGGAUUGCCCAACUGCACUCACUCAAAAGAAAGCUCCACAACUUCCAACAACCUGCCUAUCGUGA
Aphanomyces astaci is the source of this 651-nucleotide messenger RNA. RefSeq lists its product as hypothetical. The record is from RefSeq and is a predicted model, not a curated record. NCBI's taxonomy places the organism in Eukaryota, Oomycota, Saprolegniomycetes, Saprolegniales, Verrucalvaceae. The transcript has a single exon. The coding region runs from base 1 to 651 and encodes 216 amino acids.